Molecule: messenger RNA, 2252 nt
Organism: Clupea harengus (Atlantic herring)
Lineage: Eukaryota; Metazoa; Chordata; Actinopteri; Clupeiformes; Clupeidae
Product: gamma-enolase
Biological process (GO): glycolytic process
Cellular component (GO): phosphopyruvate hydratase complex
Molecular function (GO): magnesium ion binding; phosphopyruvate hydratase activity
Source: RefSeq, a predicted model, not a curated record
CCUCUUCCUCUCUCUCUCUCACUCUCUCUUUCUCCCUCCCUCUUCCUCUCCCUCAUUCGCUCUCGCAUUCUCCUGCUUUUUCCAAGAAGGCUACACACAGGCUGAUCAGGAUGUCUAUAGUGAGUAUUGUGGCCAGGGAGAUCCUGGAUUCCAGGGGAAACCCAACGGUGGAGGUAGACCUACAAACUGAGAAAGGUCUCUUCAGGGCAGCGGUGCCAAGCGGAGCUUCCACAGGGAUCUACGAGGCUCUGGAGCUCAGAGAUGGUGACAAGAGCCGCUUCAAGGGGAAAGGAGUGCUCAAGGCAGUUGGUCAUAUCAAUGACACCAUAGCACCAGCCCUCGUUCAGUCUGGUAUUAGUGUGGUGGAGCAGGGAAAACUGGACAACGUGAUGAUCGAGUUGGAUGGCACAGACAACAAAUCUAAGUUUGGGGCCAACGCUAUUUUAGGUGUGUCUUUGGCCAUAUGCAAAGCUGGUGCAGCAGAGAAAGGUGUCCCCCUCUAUCGCCACAUUGCUGACCUGGCAGGAAACACAGACCUGGUUCUUCCAGUUCCUGCCUUUAACGUUAUUAACGGAGGCUCCCACGCAGGAAACAAACUGGCCAUGCAGGAGUUCAUGGUACUUCCUGUUGGGGCGGAGUCAUUUCGCGAGGCGCUCCGCAUAGGGACGGAGCUUUACCACACCCUGAAGGUGGUGAUACGUGAGAAGUACGGCCAGGACGCCAUCAACGUGGGAGACGAGGGGGGCUUUGCCCCCAACAUACUGGAGAACAGCGAGGCUCUGGAGCUGUUGAAGACGGCCAUAGAGCAGGCAGGGUUCACUGAGAAGGUGGUGAUUGGAAUGGAUGUGGCUGCCUCUGAGUUCUACUGUGAGGGGAAAUAUGACCUGGACUUCAAAUCCCCACCCAACACAGACCGCCACAUCUCCGCAGACGAGCUCUCCCAGAUCUACCAAGGCUUUAUCAACGACUACCCAGUCGUCUCUAUUGAGGACCCCUUUGACCAGGACGACUGGCCUGCCUGGUCUCAGCUUACCUCCGCUGUGGGUAUUCAGAUAGUCGGGGACGACCUGACAGUGACAAACCCAAAACGCAUAGAGCGGGCCAUAGAGGAACGGGCCUGCAACUGCCUGCUCCUCAAGGUCAAUCAGAUCGGUUCUGUCACGGAGUCCAUAAAGGCCUGUAAGAUGGCUCAGGAGAAUGGCUGGGGCGUGAUGGUCAGCCAUCGCUCAGGGGAGACUGAGGACACCUUCAUCGCCGACCUGGUGGUGGGUUUGUGUACUGGACAGAUCAAGACUGGAGCCCCUUGUCGAUCUGAACGGUUGGCCAAAUACAACCAGCUCAUGAGGAUCGAGGAGGAGUUGGGUAGCCAAGCUCGUUUUGCUGGAAACAACUUCAGAAACCCGAGUGCCAUCUGAAUGUCAUCUCCUCCUGGUGCACAGACGUCCAGCAGCCACCGCAACUGAAAUGAAACACUUGCACCGUACAGACGGAGCACCUACAGCCUGGACACACCCAACGGCAUACAUAGCAUAUCAAUAACCACAGAGCACCGAUGAAAUAAGAUACACCUUAUCAUAAUUAUGUACCACUGUCAAGCAGGAGUGCUUUUCAAAGAGCACCACAGAAAUAGAAAUCCUGUGAUGUCUCACUGAGUUUGUAGCAAUUUGUGUCGUUUCUCCUCUCCUAUUGGUGUAUCUACAUGAUUAUCUGUUUGUGUUUAAACACCUGUUCCCGUCUGCGAACCAGUGCUUUCAGUUGUUCUGUCUCUCUUUGUGUCUCUCUUUUUCACUUUUCUUUUUUCUCAGUCUUUCUCCCUCUCUCUCUCUCCUGCUGUCUCUCUUUUUCUCUCUAAUUCUCUUUCUCUCCCCCUCUUCCUUUCUCCAUCUCUCUUACAAUGUCUCUCUUUCUCAGAUAACAGCUGACUCUGGAAGCCAUCCAGCCCUACUCUGGCGUGGAAGUAGGCACCAGAUCAGUGGUUCCAGUGUCAGUUGCUGUUUUAGUGGCUUUGUUGUCCUCUUGGUUUCUGUGAACUUUUCCCUCACUCCCCUCUCCUCUGUUUUUUUCCAGCCGCCAUUUCCUUUUAGCAUCUUUCCUCUCCUGCACUUACACUACAUAAGGUGAUAUGUGUACACAUCCUUUCACAAAAACUGUCCGGUUAAUAAAAUGCAUAUCUUCUGUGUGUGUAUGUAUGUUUUUAACUUAUUUGUUCUUUAAAGUUGUUGAUAGAUGGAAUAAACUAUGAAAUAAAUGUC